GGCUGGUUCCUUCGAUCUUGAGGAAGGUCCCGAUCCAGCAGAAGUAUUACGAUAUUUCAUUAGGUUUGUAUUGCACUUGAAAACAGUCUACGCACAGCAGUCCAGCUCGUCGUCACACCUUCUUGACCAAAAUGAACGUAGCAAAUGCAAGGCCAGGAGGCGAAGUCGACGCCGGCAGCUCUUGAAAGCCAGAGAGACUGCUGCAUCUCGUUAUGAACUUUCACCCGCAGCUUUGGAAACACUACGUCUUUUAGGGGUCGACGGAAUGUCGAGCGAGGAGAGUGAAGGAGAGGUUGGUAAAUCAGAUCGCCAAUAUCGGAUCAAAAUACUCCCUUGGCGUUCCACCACACUUACAAAGUGGUUGCAUACCCUUGACCAGCUUCCUUCCAAUCAAAUCCCAACCUCAAAACCCCGACCAAGACGGACUCGAAUCCCAACCGAGUUGAUGUCUGAGAAUCGUACACCUCCGAUGUGCUUGCCUACCCCAUUCUUUGAUCAAAACUGGCUCAAUUCAAUAUCGGGUCGUUAUCGGGCCACCCUCGAGCUCACGAACAGAGAGAUCACCUUACCAAGUUUGGCUCCUUACGGGCCCUUGUUGCAAUUUUGUAAUGUUGAAUGGAAAAUUAGGGGGAGAUCUAAUGUACAAUACUACUGGAAUACUAUUUGGCUAUCUCCUACGUUUAAUCCCGAGUUUCGUGUAUGA
Molecule: messenger RNA, 703 nt
Organism: Acaulospora colombiana
Lineage: Eukaryota; Fungi; Glomeromycota; Glomeromycetes; Diversisporales; Acaulosporaceae
Source: the annotation of a GenBank genome assembly